Messenger RNA from Schistosoma intercalatum, 3738 nucleotides. Lineage: Eukaryota; Metazoa; Platyhelminthes; Trematoda; Strigeidida; Schistosomatidae. The record is from the annotation of a GenBank genome assembly.
AUGCCAGACAUUUCGGAAUACCGACUCGGAAGUGCAUGUAGAAUAAACAACUCAGAUCAGUUUUCAGAAAAAGCAGAUUCUGAGGCUUCUAUUCCGGACCCAUCUGGUUCGAAUGCAUUGAAACUUGAAGAGUGUAUAGUUCCUGUCCAAGAAUUGCAACAUGUAGUCAAUGAUAAAGCAUCUUCUGACGAUAACGGUUUUAAUAACAACAAUUCAAAUAUGGAGGACGUCACUUGUUGUUGUCACGACAGUAAAAAUGAAUGCGGUAUACUCAAUGAUUCAAAUUCAUCAUCUUGGUUGCGACGUCUAUUUACAUCAAGCUUAUUUAAUUUAGACAUGACAAUUCAAUAUUUAUUUAAAUCAGAGGAUGUGAAUGUACAAAUGUAUUUGGCUGAUCGAUUAUUUGGUUUUCCAGAAUCUGAUGUAGACUUUUACUUAUUACAACUUGUUUCUCUCUAUGAUAAAUCGCCUUCAUUAGCUGAACACUUAACUAAUUAUUUUAUAUAUCGAUGUACAAAAUCUGUUUCAUUUGCAAUAAAUCUUGUUUGGUUAUUGGACUCAUUCAGUUCACAUUCAUAUAAUCCAUUGAAACGUGUUUCAUCAAUUCUACUUAAUCGUCCAUCAUCAGUGCCAAUAUUCUCUUAUGUAUCUAAUCAAUUGUAUUUAAUGAAUUCCAGUGAUAAUUCUCAAUCAAUCAAUAGUAAUAGUAAUAAUAGUAAAUUUAUUAAAUUAAAAUCUAGUUCAUCGGCUAUUACACCUUUACAAGAAUUAGAUUAUCAUAAUAGUAACAAUGGGGAUGAAAAUUACAAUACAAAUGUAAUUCCUACUCCUAAUACAACUACGACUAAUAAUUCGACAGAAUUGUCCAAUGAUAAUCGAUUCGUGUAUACUGCACAAACUUUACGAGAUUUAUUACUACCGAUUGAUGAGACUACAUGGGGUAGUUUUAUUCCACAAUCGAUAGUUAAUGGAAGCUACAACAUGGGAUCGUAUAAUAAUGUUAAUACUCACUAUACACAUAAUACUUCUUCUCCAUCAUCCAAUUGUAAAUUAUCUCCAAAUAUUCAUCAUAAUAUCGGGCAUAAACGAAGUACAUCUGAUGUAACAAGUUUAAGAAAUUAUCAUUAUUAUGUAGAUAAAUCUAGACAUCGUGUUGUUAUGGAUCAGUUAGAUCUAAUGAAUAAUACUGAAACUAAUCAAACGAUAACAACAAUAACUUCUAAUCCAAAUCGUUGGUCAUCAUCACAAGAUUCAGCUGUUUGUUUAUCAACUAUUGACGAUGUUGUAAACAAUCCAAUAACAACUCAAUCUAAUCAUAUCAAAAAUCAAAUAUCAUUGAAUUCAAUAUGUCCUAUCAUAAAUCAUUUAUCAAAUCAAACAAAUUCUUUAUUAAAUGAAAAUCGACAUUCAUUACAUCAAUUACAUUUGAAUAAUCUUAAUCAAAAUCCAAUUAAAUCAAGUAUGAGUAUGAAUAAGAUUAUUACAAAAGAAAUUCUGCCACAAUCAUGUCUUUCGAAACAUUCUCGUUCAUCAGUUAAUUUACAACGAUUAAAUUCAUCAUUAUGUAUCAUGAAUGAUGAUAAUUCUGCACAAAUUAAAUCAUCAUCGUCUUUAAAUCAAACUGCCACUGUUCGUGGUGAGAAUAAUGAUAGGAAUGAUGUUGAUCGCAACUUAUCAUCAUACUCUACAAAUAAUAUAACUUCUGAUUUAAUGCUUGGAUCCUUAGAAGGAGUACCAGUACUUACAACGACAACACUCACUAAAACAAAAUCAAUAAAUGAAGCAAGGAACAAUCCAACUCACACUAUGGAAUCUUGUAGUUCCACAACAGAAUCGUCAAGUCCAUUUGAUAGUGGUCUUUAUAUGACAGCUCCUAAUCGUUGUAUACAUAGUAGUUGCGAUGGUGUUGGUGUUGUUGACCAUGGUGAUGACGAUGAUGAUAAUGAUAAUCAUGGUGUUAAAUUGCAAUCACCAGAGAAUUCAUUUCAUUUACCACAUUGUCCACAUUAUCACACUACUUCAUCAGUUAUGUAUCGAACUUUAACAUUACGUAAUUAUCUAGUCCCUAGAAUAAUUCCUGAAUGGGAUUUUGUUGAUGGUCUUUUGAGAAUAGCUCGUCGAUUAGUACCAAUUAGUCCCAAAGAGCAAAGAACUGCUCAUUUACAGGCAGAAUUAGCAAAUUUAAAUCUUCAUUUACCUGCACGUGUAUGGUUACCAGUAAAUAAAGCUGGUCAUAUUGUUUUACGUAUUCCACCAACUGCUGCGGUAUGUUUAAAUUCUAAGGAUAAAGCACCAUUUUUAAUCUAUGUGGAAAUAUUGUGCUGUGAUGAUCCAUCAAUUAUUUCUUUACCAAGUCGACCGAUAACAGCAGUUAGUUCAAAAAGUUCCAAUUCAUUAUCUGCUGUUUAUCCAUGGAAUCCUAAUUCACAUACAGGUUGUUUUUCAUCUAAUGAAAUAACAGAAAAUCAUGAAAUCAAUGUAAAUACACGUACAUCAGAUGAAUUAAGUCUUCGUUCCUCUUCUAUAUCAUCUAAUGUUUCUUUAAGUGAAGAAUUAAUAAAUCCUAUAGAAUUUAAUCAUCAUCAUCAUCAACAUCAACAUCCUCAUUAUCAUUUAACUAUAGAUGAAAUGGAUGAAAGAAAAGAGCAUACAACUAAAUGUACCCAUGAUCAAUUUGAACUUAAUGAAACUAUAAUGAAAGAUGAUUCUUUCACAGCUACUGAUUCAACAACAGUAACUAAUGCUAAUCGAUCUAAAUCUCCAAUUUAUAUUGGAGCUGGUGAAAUACGUAAUCGACUUAAAGAACAAUGUGAACUUCAACCGCAUAAAUCGUUUAGAUGUGAUCCAGAAGAUCCAAGUGCAGCAGUGCUAAAAGAACCAUGGCAUGUAAAAUGUGAACGUAUACGUGCUACAUCACCAUGGGGUAGUUUACCAGGAUGGAUUCUAACCAGUGCAAUUGUAAAAGUUGGUGAUGAUUUAAGACAAGAACAAUUAGCUUAUCAAUUACUUACUGUGUUAAAAAAUAUUUGGUCAAUGGAGUAUGUUCCAUUAUGGUUACGUCCAUUAACUGUAGUUGUUAUAUCAUCUGAUAGUGGUUUUAUUGAACCUGUCCCUGAUACUGUAUCAUUUCAUCAAAUCAAACGACAUGCUCAUUUAUCAUUAUUAGAUUAUAUGCAUCGUGAACAUGGUGGAGAUAACUCUGAGGAGUUUUUAACUGCUCAACGUAAUUUUCUACAUAGUUGUGCCGCUUAUUGUUUAGUCGGUUAUUUGUUUCAAGUUAAAGAUCGACAUAAUGGUAAUAUACUAUUAGAUAAUCAAGGUCAUGUAAUACAUAUUGAUUAUGGUUUCAUUUUAUCAUCAUCACCGGGGAAAAAUUUAGGCUUUGAAACAAGUCCAUUUAAAUUAACAUUAGAACAAAUUGAUGUUAUAGGUGGUUUAAAUAGUGAUUUAUUUGAAUAUUUUAAAUUUCUUCUAUUACGUGGUUUAUUAGCUGCACGUAAACAUAUGGAACAGAUCUGUGUACUGGUUGAAAUAGCUCAUGCCACAUGUCCACAAUUACCAUGUUUUUCUCGUGGUAAUGGUUGUCGUACAAUUACUGAUUUACGUCAACGAUUUCAAUUAUCACGUACAGAAGAACAAUUAAAACAAUUAGUUGAUCAAAUGGUUCAUAAUUCAUUAAAUUCAGUUACAACAAAAUUAUAUGAUAGUUUUCAAUAUUAUACAAAUGGUAUCCAAUAG